Messenger RNA from Sphaeramia orbicularis (orbiculate cardinalfish), 4776 nucleotides. RefSeq names its product KN motif and ankyrin repeat domain-containing protein 1-like. Gene Ontology annotation, cellular component: cytoplasm; cytoskeleton. The transcript is spliced from 12 exons. Lineage: Eukaryota; Metazoa; Chordata; Actinopteri; Kurtiformes; Apogonidae. The record is from RefSeq and is a predicted model, not a curated record. Gene Ontology annotation, biological process: negative regulation of actin filament polymerization. Gene Ontology annotation, molecular function: protein binding. Bases 273 to 4085 code for a protein of 1270 amino acids.
CACUAAACUUCUUUCUUCACAGGAAUGGCGUUUGUCUAUCCAAAAUAAAGUACGAGAAAGGAGUCAAAGUGAACGCACUGUCGGUUUAUUAUCGACAGAAACGCCGUUCGACCUUCCCCGAACGAAAGCUACUGUGUGACAAUACUUUUUAUGACUUUCUGCAUCAACAGAGCCCAUUGUAGGUGUUGUGUUUCCUCUCCUACAGGUUUAUUUUAUGUUUCCACUGGAUAUAAAGGGAUCACUCUGUUAUUAAUAAUUAGUGAAACGUUCUCAUGGCCCAAGGCAGUUUCGUCUUGAGAAAUAUGCCAGGUCAAAACGCUGAAGACGGUCUUCCUAAAUACUUGGACUCUGAUUACAGUUUUCAGUCAAACUUGGACUACCUCAAGUGCGUGGAGAGUUUACAAACCAGCACCACCAUUAAGCGAUUAAGCCUUAAGAGGAGGCCCAGAGUGGCCUUGAAUAAUGUUGAACCAACACUCAGUGAUGCUUCAUCAAGCCAGUGGCACUCUGCAGAGUCUCUUUUAUCGAGCAGUGAUGACAGCAGAUUACUGGCCGUGUCUAGCACACGAGGACGACCUCCUCUUCCUCCAUCCCACGGUUCCUCCUUGGAUAACAAAGCCUGCAGGAUUGAAGGUCCUACCACCUCCCACAUGGAGUCAAAGCCUCAGCCUCCUGCAAGAUCUCACAUUUUACAAAAACAAAGUUCUCUGGACGAAAAGAACAUUGUAGAGACCCACAGAUAUUUACAACAGGAGGCAAUGAGCCAGCCUCCACCUCAGCCCCUUCCCAGACGACGACUGGCCAGUUUUGGAGGAGUAAGUUCACCUGGAUCACUCUCCCCUUUCACUGGCCUGGGUGCAUAUAAUCAAAAUAACAAUGGGAACAAGCCUGCUGGCACUAGUGGUGAUAUUCAUGCCCACCUGAGCGCUUCACUGGGCAGUAGAGGCAGCACAGGGAGUCUGAAGUUAAGUCCACAGAGCUCUGGUAGAUCCACCCCAGUUACAAGUCUUGGCUCCAUGCACCUGCAGCAUGUUCGUGAUCAAAUGGUUGUUGCUUUGCAAAGGUUAAAGGAGCUGGAGGAGCAGGUUAAAAUCAUUCCUGUCUUAAAAGUAAAGAUUUCAGUUCUUCAAGAGGAAAAGAGGCUACUUGUUUGUGAGCUUAAGAACCAGAAUGACAGUGAGGAUAUAAAUGUCAGUGUUAGUACUGAAGAGCUUGGAGAUACAGUGCAGAAUGACUGCAUUAACUUCAAAGAGUUCAGGCAACUAACCAAAGAGAUGCAAGCACUGGAAAGGACAAUCAAGGGUGGACAUUUGCAAGGAUUACAUGGAAAAAGUUCUUUACAUAGCAUGUCUACCAGGUCAGUGGCAGUUGGAACUGAUGAAGAUAUAGAUACGAAGUCUAAUCGAAAAAAGGAAAAUAAAUAUGCAUACACUGAACAGGAGGAGAUGAGGUGCAUAGCGACACAGGUUUGUGAAGAUAAUCUUGGCAUUUACACAGAGAGGGAUGCAGAGCUUGAUGCUCAACAACUAAUAAUUGGUUCCUUAAAGGAAAAAAUGUGUUACCUAGAAGCAGAAUUGAAAGAAUCAACUCUCCAGACAGAGAUGAGCCGACUGAAAUUGGAGCUUCAAGCUGCAGGAGCAAGAAACCGAGCUGAUAAAGCAUCCACUGCUACACCAUCUACUGCAAGUACAAGCACUGAGGCCAGACCUCACACCAAAAGCCAGGGAGUGGGUAAUCACAUCGAGCUCCGAGAUGCCAGCACAGGCAUAGAGACAGAGAUGAAGACUGUGGGAGUAUCUUGUUGUAGGUCUGAGUUAAAAAAUGUUAGCAUUGGACCAGAUGUGCCCAUGACCCGCUGGGUGGUCAGAGAGCAAGUAGAGACCAGAGAAAAGAGUGUGGGAGUCCAGGUUUUAACAACUUCACAAGGAGUUGGCCCACAUGUAAAAGUAUGUGACGCAGAAACCAACACAGAGGUGCCAGUGGAGAAUCUGGGAUUUAAGAAAGGAGUGUCUCAGUGUCGCUCAGUGGCUUGCGGAGACUGUUCUGUAAAUGUGAUUGUCUCUGAGACAAAGGAAGUAGUUUCUCAUGGUAUAGCCACAGAUCCGGUCAAAGGCAUAGACCUGGGCAUCAUGGCAGCACCACAAACAGCUUCUCAGCGUACCAACACUGUGUGCAGUUCAGUGUCUCGCUUUACCAAUACUAGACAAGCCUUUAACACAGACUCCAGCACAAAUACUAUCCUCAGCACCCAAGACAAGCACACCAAUACUCCUCAGACUGUUACUAGGACGGUGUCUGUCGGAAAUGUGGUCAGAGAUGUUAAAUGUACCCCAAAGACCCGCACAGUCGGUGUAGGGACCGCCAUUGUUAUAGGAAGUCCCUUAAAGCAGUCACUAAAUACUGUGAGUGUGGCAACCCGGGACACUGGUGUUGGAUUCACAAACAUUUAUGAGAAUUACCUAGUUGGACUGAAAACACGAAACAUGGCGUCCGGACCAUCACAUUUACCUGAUCCCAUAAAGACGAGGAGUGUUGGUGUCGGUGAGGGGAGGAUUUGGGAUUUUUCAAAUACAGCCAGUACACCAAGUCCGGUGACACAGCCGUCGACACAGUCACAGUGGGACCCGGAGCUGAACCAUUAUAUUGAAAAGCUGCAGCGGUUCCUCAGGGAUCAUCAGGACCUGCUCACAGAGGACAGCACUGAGCAGAGAGAGGGUUUUAUCCAGCCACAAUGCAGCCAAGAAACAAAGAGCUCCACCAAAUCCUCCAAUAACAAAGUUGAGACACAUGGAGGAACAGAAGUCCAUCCUUUGGAUUCUUACCCAUCAGCAGCCAACAGAGAAGUCCAGGCCAUGUCUCAACAUUCAGAUGAUCCUUCUAGGUGUGACAAAUCAAAUCAAGGAAUCUGUCAACAGAGUGGUAGUUCAGAUGUAAAAAGAAUGAUACAAAUGUUAGAACAGCAGACGUCGUCAGCUAUGCAAGAUAGGUCAACUAAUGGCAGUGUCCCUCGGGCUGUAAUGAAGAAAAAGAGCAGUGACCAUGGCUGUAGCAACAACAGAAAGAGCAUGAAAUUUAUGAGGGUGACCACAGGAUUGGAACCUGUUAAAUCUCAGGAUCUCUCCGUCACUGACAAGGUUUUCUCUGAGGAAAUGCAAAAAAAAGGAGCCAGCAAUUCAAGGGAACUUCCUCAAGAAGGAGCACAAGCAAGAAAGGGCAGAAGUGGCACCAACAAGGGCCCAAAGGGAUCUGGGAUAUCACAUACACCACAGAGGUUUAAGUUCAGUGAAAAGAUGCUCUCUGCUUGCCAAGCCUUAAAGAUGCACCUGGUGGAUGAUAAAAGUUUAUCCUCUAGAGACCUGCAUGAUUCUCUUCAAACACUCCAACAGGAGUGGUUCUUUGUGUCUAGUCAAAAGGCAGCUGUUCCUGACACUGUGGAGGACUACUUAUCUGCUUUUCGAGUCAUUUCACCAUCAGUGUUGCAACAUAUAGCCAAUAUGGCAGAUGGCAAUGGAAACACAGCGCUUCACUACAGUGUCUCACACUCCAACUUUGGUGUUGUCAAGAAACUGCUUGAUGCAGAGGUGUGUAAUGUGAAUCAGCAGAACAAGGCAGGCUACACACCCAUCAUGCUGGCUGCACUCGCAGCUGUGGAUUCACCAGAGGACAUGAGGGUGGUGAAGGAACUGUUUACAAAAGGAGACGUCAAUGCCAAAGCCAGCCAGGCUGGACAGACCGCUCUGAUGCUGGCUGUGAGCCACGGCAGGAUGGACAUGGUGCAGGCGCUCCUGGCACAGGGCGCACAGGUCAACCUCCAGGACGAUGAGGGCUCCACGGCGUUGAUGUGUGCAAGCGAGCAUGGCCAUGUGGACAUAGUUAAACUUCUGCUGGUCCAGCCGGACUGUGAUGCCACCCUUACCGACAGUGAUGAAAGCACUGCCCUGUCCAUUGCUUUAGAGGCAGGACAUAAUGAGAUCGCGAUGCUCCUUUAUGCACAUGCCAACUUCUCCAAAGGACAAACAGGAGCAGCUGCUCGUCUUUGUGGCAAGUCACUGCCUUCACCUGGUGGAAAAAAUAUCUUUGAAUGAAGUGAUUCAGUCCCUGCAGUAGAACCAGUUCAUCCUGAAGGUGAUAGAGUAUCAAAGCUCCUGUUGCCAUUGUUAUUAAUAUUUUGAAAAGGUUAUUGUCAAACUCACAGUUUGACACCUAGUUAGUCAGGUGUGAUUCAGCAAUUAACAGGUUAAAAGUUAUAAUACAGUAAUGCAUUAGCAUGUGGACAUAGUAUGGUGUUGUACUGUAAAUCAGUUGAGCAUGUAAAAGUAAUCUAUCUUCAUAAUGGAGAAGAAUUCAAUCAAAGUAUAUAACUAUCACAUCAAAUUUAACUUUUCUUGUCAUUUUUUUAUACUUUUUUAGUUAAUAAUAUUAUAAUUGCAUAUUUUAUAGCUGCAAAUACUAUUUAACCAAGAGACAAGUGUAUAAGUAAAGAUGUAAAUAAAGAGAAAACUAAAUAAGUAGCCACAAGGAAAACAUAUGUUGAAACAAUGUUUUUUUUCUACAAAAGUAGCUUUGUAGAGUUGUAUUUUCAUUCUAAUUCUAUUUAGAAAUUGUCCUCUGCACUGUUUGACUGGAAUUAUCAUGAAGCAUGAUUUGUCAUUUUACCAUUACUGGAAACCUGACUGUUUUUGCUGUUCCAUUAACAGCCUUACCUUUAUGAUUCGUAGUGUUUAAACAGACGAAGGCUCAAUAGCUGGAUGUUUCAUUGUCUGUGAAUAAAGUCAC